AGGAACUGGCGGUGGCACUGGACUCUGCGCGUCGCUUUACCGAAAAACUCCAAACUAAUGACACUGCUUUAUCUAAGCAACGGGAAAUAGAGGAUUUGAGCAAUUCACCAUCCCCCAAGGAGAAACAACGUCGUCAAUCUAUCCAUUCAACAAAUGGAGCAACAAAUAGGCUAUCUAAUAGUUGGAAUGAGCCACCGAUCCAACACAUGAAGACUCCGGAUCUAACCUCGGAUGCGUCGGAUGAUACAGAGAGUCUGGUGGCAAGCCCUGAGACUCCUCGAGCGGAGGCAUCCGCUGAUGACCUAGAUGCACUAUGUGAUAGUUGCUCCAAGCCCCUGUUUUCGAUUAACGGUGGUGGAAAGAUAGUGACAGUACCCGCAGAGUCGGGUUAUCCGGGAAGGUACCAUUCGGCAUGCUUUGUCUGUAGCAUUUGUCAAGAGCCUUUCUCUGAGAAGCAUGGUGCAGCAGCAUUCGUGAGACAGUGUGCCCCAGCUCUCAAACCAAAAAUCGUCACACGACAACGACCAGUUUCAAUGCUUCCAAUACUUCGACCUGAAGAGGAACCGGCUCCC
Molecule: messenger RNA, 572 nt
Organism: Acaulospora colombiana
Lineage: Eukaryota; Fungi; Glomeromycota; Glomeromycetes; Diversisporales; Acaulosporaceae
Source: the annotation of a GenBank genome assembly